Molecule: messenger RNA, 2756 nt
Organism: Dermacentor albipictus
Lineage: Eukaryota; Metazoa; Arthropoda; Arachnida; Ixodida; Ixodidae
Source: RefSeq, a predicted model, not a curated record
GUUUCCCCGUGCAACGUGCGCGACAUCUGCGACUUCAGCGGGACGUGACCAACGCAUCAAUUGGCAGGCGUGCCAAUCGCCGGCGCUACUUGAGUUUCUCGGCGAGAACGCUAGCCCAUGCCAACGUCACCUACAACGACUGGCUCUGCCCCGAACGCCUUCAAGCGAAGUCCGCAAUUCUCUGUGAGGUGAGGUGUUUGAAGUGCGUCCUCCUCGGAGGAAUCACAGCCGCCGAGUCCACUGAGUUCCUGUGAGAGAUGGCUCCACCACAUCGAUGGAUGUGGCCUUGGCUCGCGGGCCUGAUCCUCGCAGCGGUUACGACCGAGGCCCACGGAGCUGCCAGGCAAGCUGUGGAAGGCGACAACGAGGACGAAGAUCUGGCCCAGAUGUACGCCUGCUACGCAAACUAUCUCGUUACCCAAAUGUAUAACAAAGUAACCAACGCUGAUUGGAACUACGCCAACAACCUCACGGAGUACAACAAGAACAACAGCGUAAAGGCGACACUGGAGGUGCAAAAACUGGGGAAGGAAGUCUGGAUAAAUGUCACCAAGUACAAGUGGACAAAGUUCGAGGAUCCGGUGACGCGAAGAAUUUUCGAAAAAUUGUCAGUUCUGGGAACUGCCAUUCUGAGCGAUGACAAGCAAAAUGAGCUCCUGAACAUUGUUGCGGAAAUGCAAGAAAACCAUGCUUCGGGAAAGAUAUGUCCUUUUCUCCGAAAAACUAACACGUCAGAGGAAUGCAACUUGUCUUUAGAACCAGAGAUCAAAAACAUCCUCGAGGAUUCCCGGAAUUACUACGAGCUUCAGCACGUAUGGAACGAGUGGCGGAAGGUUGCGGGGAAGCCUAUGAAAGAGAGGUACCUGCGCUACGUCGAUCUCAUGAACGAAGCGGCCAGACUGAACGGCUUCAUGGACGCGAGCGGUCUCUGGCAGGACGUGUACGAGUACGACGGCUUCGAGAGGAACAUGGCCAAGCUGUGGGAGCAGCUGCUGCCGCUCUACCAGGAGCUGCACGCGUACGUGCGCAGCAAGUUGCGUGCCAUCUACGGCCCGGACAAGAUUUUGGAAGACGGACCCAUCCCGGCACACCUGCUCGGUCACAUCCACUCGCAAGAUUGGAUUGCGUUAACCAAAAUGAGCCGACCAUACCCGAACAAACCGGCAGUUGACGUCACAGGUGCCAUGAAAGAAAGGAACAUGACGGUUCUCGACAUGUUCAAGAUGUCUGAGGAGUUUUUCACCUCGAUGGGCCUCCCACCAAUGCCUAAAACGUUCUGGGAGCGGUCGGUGCUGACAAAGCCGACAGAUAGAAAGAUUGUGUGCCAUGCUUCGGCUUGGGAUUUCUACAUCGGCAAGGAUGUAAGGAUCAAGCAAUGCACAGAAGUGAAGAUGGAUGAUCUGCUCACUGUGCAUCAUGAAAUGGGCCACGUUGAGUACUUCCUCAAGUAUGCCAAGCAGCCGAUCUUCUUUAGGACUGGUGCAAAUCCUGGUUUCCACGAGGCUAUUGGCGAUACUAUUGCUCUCUCUGUGGCCACGCUGAAACACCUGAAGGCAGUUGGCCUGCUGCAAGACAGAAUGGAGGACGAAGAAACGGACAUCAACUACCUGCACAGUAUUGCCAUGAGCAAAGUGGCUAUCAUCCCCUCGGUUUACAUUUUUGACCUCUGGAGGUGGAACGUGUUCAAGGGCAACUACAAGCCGGAAGACUACAACAAGGCUUGGUGGACCCUGCUACUGAAUUACCAAGGAAUUUGUCCUGGUGUUCCACGAGCCCCGGAUGACUUCGACCCACCAUCGAAAUACCACAUAUCUGCCAACGUACCAUACAUAAGGUACUUUGCAAGCAUCGUAUUGCAGUUCCAGUUCUACAAGGCACUUUGUGAAGAAGCCAAUCACACUGGCCCAUUGUACAAGUGCGACUUCUACAGGUCGAAAGAAGCAGGAAAAUUAUUUGGAGAUGUAAUGGAGCUGGGAUACUCCAAACCAUGGCCGGAAGCCUUGGCCAUGCUAACGAAAGGCAGGACGAGAGAAAUGGAUGCCAGUGCACUGUUGGAGUACUUCGAACCACUCUAUGUAUGGCUCAAGGAGUACAACAAGGGAACAUACGUUGGCUGGAGGAACGACAACCCAACUGCUUGCCCAACAGCUACGAGAAUGUGCCCUAGAAAGGGAGAAGGCAAAGACAGGAAAGGCAGGGAGGUCAACCAGAAGAGCACCUAGGAAGUAUAAAUAAGCAGAGACUCAACAUUCCAGUUACCUGUUUAAGUAAUUUGCUUUGGCGACUACAUUUCAAGAUCCAUAAAGCUCCUCACACUUAUCAGUGCACAGAAGGUGAUGAAUGAAAACCAGUCACAAAUCACGAGUCUUUUGUAGCAGUCUCUCGUGACGUCGGACACUCUCUCGUAAAUUUCCAAGCGGUGUAUUAGCAUUCACCCUCGUCACGCAUAUGCUCUCACACUGUUUUCGUAAGCGUUAUGAUUUCAAAUGAGGCCUGCUACUUUUGCAUUUAUACAACACUUCUUUGCCAAAGUAGUGAUUUAAGUAGUAAAUGUGUCACAUAUCCUCCUAGGACAAGACAUUACGCGAGCAUCGUAGAAUAUUGUGGAGUUUAGUGCCCCGAAACUGCAGAAGCGGUUAUCAGCGACGCCUGAGCGAGAGGAACGGCGGAUUAAUUUUGAUCACCUGGAGUUCUUUAAAGGGACCACUGAAGAGAAACAUUGCAUUAGUUUAGAUCAAUAAACUAUCAUUUAGAAA